Messenger RNA from Helianthus annuus (common sunflower), 1295 nucleotides. Its product is annotated as senescence/dehydration-associated protein At4g35985, chloroplastic. The coding region runs from base 43 to 1182 and encodes 379 amino acids. Gene Ontology annotation, cellular component: plasma membrane. NCBI's taxonomy places the organism in Eukaryota, Viridiplantae, Streptophyta, Magnoliopsida, Asterales, Asteraceae. The record is from RefSeq and is a predicted model, not a curated record. The transcript is spliced from 5 exons.
UUCAACACCACCAUUAGGACCACAACCAAAAGACACAACAAAAUGAGUUGUUGUGGAGCCAGGAAACCAAAAACACUCUCCCCAACCCGAUCACCACCACGACCAAUGCCUCUACCAACGACAACCAAUAACUACCCACAACCAAAAACCGCCAAACAUGAAACUGUGCUAUCAAUCCCUCAUUGCAAAGUCCAUCUAGUGGAUGAAGGAGAAGCCAUAGACCUCGCCACGGGGGACUUCAAAAUCAUUCAGUUAUCCGAUGAUGAUGUUUUACUAGCAACCAUAAUCAAAAUUAACGACGAUCUUCAAUGGCCUUUAACCAAAGAUGAACCAGUAGUGAAGCUUGAUCGUCUUCACUACCUGUUCUCUUUGAAAGUGGUUAAAGAUGAACACCCGUUAAAUUAUGGUGUCACGUUUUCUGAUACGGGUCAUGGGGAUUUCAAGUUGUUGGAUAAGUUCUUGAAAGAACAUUCGUGUUUUUCGACUUCAUCAUCGUCAUCAAGAAAAACGGAUCUUGAUUGGAAGGAAUUUGCUCCAAAGAUUGAUGCUUAUAAUAAUGUUAUUGCAAAGGCUAUUGCUGAAGGAACUGGCCAGAUUGUUAAAGGGAUAUUUAUAUGUAGUAAUGCUUAUACCAACAAGGUGCAAAAGGGAGGUAAUAUGAUCUUAAACCAAGCAAUGGAGGAAAAGAAUGGCAUCUCAAGAACUACUUCUAAUGAAAGCAACAAAAUCAAUGGUUCAAGAAAGGAAAAUGGGAUAAAUAAAAGUUUAAAAAGUGUAAGAAAGCUCUCGAAGAUGACCGAAAGCAUGAGUAAAGCGAUGCUGAAUGGUGUCGGGAUAGCAACCGGGUCGGUCAUGGGUCCAGUGGUUCGGUCACAAGCCGGAAAGACCUUUUUUAGCAUGGUUCCAGGGGAGGUCCUUCUAGCUUCUCUUGAUGCAGUUAAUACAGUGAUGGAUGCAGCUGAAGCUGCUCAAAAGCAAGCCUUAUCUGCCACAUCUGGUGCUGCAACUAGGAUGGUCAGCGAAAGGUUUGGUGAAAGUGCGGGAGAAGCAACCGGCGACGUGCUUGCAACUGCUGGGCACGUCGCGGGCACUGCUUGGAACGUCGUCAAGAUUAGAAAGGCAAUCACUCCGGCAUCCACCGUCUCCAAUGGCCUUAAAAGGAAUGCUGCUAAAAUUCGCUGAAUAUUAUUGUUGUUAUUAUUUACGCAACUUCAACAAAUUAUUGUAAUGUCAUUACUCAUCAUCUUUGUGUACAUAUAUUAUUAUGGUUGUUAAUAGCUUGGGUAAUUUUGUUA